GCGCAGCCCAGCGCAGGAGCCCGGAGCCCGGAGGAAGCCAGGUGCUGACGUCAUGACCACAGCAGGAAACCCCUGGGGCUGUUUCCUGGGGUACCUCAUCCUUGGUGUCACAGGAUCGUUGGCCUCGAGUAGCGGCGGCCACAUCAUAAACGGCGAGGACUGCAGCCCGCACUCGCAGCCCUGGCAGGCGGCACUGUUCGCGGAAAACGAAUUCUUCUGCGGGGGCGUUCUGGUGCAUCCGCAAUGGGUGCUGUCAGCGGCACACUGUUUCCAGGACUCUUACACCAUCGGGCUGGGACUGCACAGUCUUGAGGCCAACCAAGAGGCAGGCAGCCGGAUGAUGGAGGCUGAGCUCUCCAUCCAGCACCCAGAGUACAACAAACCCUUUAUCGCCAACGACCUCAUGCUGAUCAAGUUGAAAGAAUCCGUGUGCGGGUCUGACACCAUCCAGAACAUCAGCAUCGCCUCCCAGUGCCCGACCGCUGGAGAUUCUUGCCUCGUUUCUGGCUGGGGUCAGCUGAUGGAUGGUGGGCAGCCCCAAGUGCUCCAGUGCGUGAAUAUCUCCGUGGUGCCGGAGGGGAUCUGCAGUUCCUUCUAUGCUCCCGUGUACCACCCCAGCAUGUUCUGCGCUGGCGGAGGACAGGACCGGAAGGACUCCUGCAAAGGUGACUCUGGGGGCCCCCUGGUCUGCAACGGGUCCCUGCAGGGCCUCGUGUCUUUUGGACAAGCCCAGUGUGGCCUACCCCACGUGCCAGGCGUCUACACCAACCUCUGCAAGUUCACUGACUGGAUACAGAAAACCAUCCAGGACAGUUAACUCCCGGGACUUGGACCCAAGCAACCGAGCUCCCAAUAUAUGUUGCGGAAGGGAUUCAGGACCCUGGGUGUCCAGUGCUUUCCUUCCUGACACCCAGGAGUCUAGACCCCCAACCCCCUCCUCCCUCACCCCAGGAAUCCAAUCCCAUCAAGAAUCUUUUCCUGGGGCGCCUGGGUGGCACAGCGGUUGAGCGUCUGCCUUCAGCUCAGGGCGUGAUCCUGGCGUUCCGG
Ailuropoda melanoleuca (giant panda) is the source of this 1047-nucleotide messenger RNA. It is a transcript of the gene KLK4, whose product is annotated as kallikrein related peptidase 4. Gene Ontology annotation, cellular component: secretory granule. NCBI's taxonomy places the organism in Eukaryota, Metazoa, Chordata, Mammalia, Carnivora, Ursidae. Gene Ontology annotation, molecular function: serine-type endopeptidase activity. Gene Ontology annotation, biological process: proteolysis; amelogenesis; extracellular matrix disassembly. Bases 53 to 817 code for a protein of 254 amino acids. The record is from RefSeq and is a predicted model, not a curated record. The transcript is spliced from 6 exons.